Molecule: messenger RNA, 1983 nt
Organism: Papaver somniferum (opium poppy)
Lineage: Eukaryota; Viridiplantae; Streptophyta; Magnoliopsida; Ranunculales; Papaveraceae
Product: probable inositol transporter 3
Exons: 6
Coding region: 1-1983 (660 amino acids)
Biological process (GO): transmembrane transport
Cellular component (GO): membrane
Molecular function (GO): myo-inositol:proton symporter activity
Source: RefSeq, a predicted model, not a curated record
AUGUGGCUAUUAAUCGAGGACGGAUAUAAACGUCCGAAAGAGGAAUAUUCGGAAACUGAGUUCAAACGCUUAGCGUUCUAUACCUAUGAAGAAAGAGAUCCUGCGAAGCAGAAUUCUGAUGGAUUGAAUGCCAUAAUAUAUGCAGUAAGCCAUGAUCUUCUACAUCAUGUUCUGUCAUGUGAGACUUCUAAGAAGCAUAAGAUAUUCUUGAGACUGACUGAGAAACGUUGUCAAGAGGAUGAAAUACUUGUUGAUAAAGAGCUUAACUCAACAAUUCUUCUCCUAACACAGCGGAUUGAGGAUGUUUUAUUGAAAGAUAACUCUAAUCCUGACACACUAUCUUUUUGUUAUGAAAAAGAUAAUAUUCCGGAGGACAAACUCUGUGAAGGAACAUUAAGCUAUAAUGUACUUCUUGCCAAUUCUAAUAGUGAUGAAUCUUCUGAGCCUAAUCAACUCCUAAAGAACUGUUUAGAAAAACUUGAGUUAGGAAUUAAAGAAAAUCAAAAGUUAAGUCUAGAACUUGAAAAGCUUUUGGAACCCCUAUCAGAUAAACCUCAUGCGGAUGUCGGAAGAAUGUUCUGGACAGAUUUGGCAGCUAUGGCUGCCGGUGCACUCGCAGUUGAGUUUUUCCAUGAUUGCGAAGGUCGAUUGACGUUGAUGGGAUGUAUUGAUUUCUUCCCAAUCGUGUUUGUUCCGUUUUUCAUGUCAUUCUCCGAGGAGGGAUUUGAUUUGACCUGGCUGGGAAUGCUUAGUAUAGGUUGCCUAUGGGGAAUGGCUAUCACAAGCUUACCAAUAUAUAUUUCAGAGCUUUCUUCAUCUACCACAAGAGGUGCCUUUGUUAGCACAAUCUUCUUGCAGAUAUCUGGAGGCAAAAUCCUCUACCUUCUUAUCAAUCUAAUGUCCUCAACUAAGAAAGACGAGGCAUGGCAUUGGAAGAUCGGAAGAAUUCCAACGAUAAUUCAUGUCAUUGCAUUAAUCAUGGGUGCACUUCCAGAGUCUCCUAGGUGGCUUUAUAGAGAGGGACGGAAAGAGAAAGCUGUUGAAACAUUACAUAAGAUAAGAUCUCCUUGCGAAGUUUCCAAAGAGAUGAAGAUAAUGAAGUCGGCAAUGGAAGCUGAAAUAGCCAAAGAAGGUAGGAUUGAGGAUUAUGACAAGUUGUAUCGGACCACGGAUCCGCUCAGGCUUUUCUCCAGACGGUAUGCAGAUUUAAAAUCUAACCUACCAUACAGAAGGAUUAUCGCAGGUGUUGGCUAUCUAGUUGCUCAACAGUUUGUGGGUAUGAACAUGAUCAUGCACUACUGCUACACGAUAUUUCAUUUGGUUGGCGCUGGACAAUAUAUCAGUGAAAAUGACGAUGAGGUAGCUGAAAAGUCAGCCCUGGCAAUUCCUCUUGUCACAUAUGUUCUCUCUAUUAUCGGCACAAUCUUGUGUACAGCUUUGGUAGAUCGUUUAGGGAGGAGAAGACUUCUUUUAAUUAGCAUAUCUGGAAUCAUGACAUCCCUCGGAUUGUUAUCAUAUAUGUUCUCCGUCGGAGUUAAGGGCCAUGACCUUAGCGUGGAGGGUCAUAUUUGGCAUAGCAACGAAGAAGGAAUAUCGAUUUUUGGAUUAUUAGCAUCGGUGGCACUAGCGAUGUACUUUAUAUUCUACUCAUUAGGUAUAGGCACGGUCCCAUGGAUCAUCAAUUCUGAGAUAUACCCAACCAAGUAUAGAACUGUUGGUGGAGUACGGGGUACAAUGGCUUACUCAGCUUCUAAAAUACUGGUCCAUUACUUUUUUCUAGAUGUUGUUGGUGACAGUCAUGGCGUCGUGUAUAUGCUUUUUGUGCUGCAGUUGUUUUCAUUGCUUGUCGGAUUAUUCUUCUACUUAUGCGUUCCAGAAACCAAGGGAUACCCACUUGAAGAGGUAGAGAAGUUCCUGCUUGAAAAAGAAAAUAUCAUCAAGCUACGUGAUUGUGCUUGUGAUGAUAAGCAUGUGGAGUCGUAG